AUGAACAUCCAGCUCACUGCUCCCAUCAUGUCACGCUUUGACCUCUUCUUCAUCAUAGUAGACGAAUGUAACGAGGUGACUGACUAUGCCAUCGCUAGGCGUAUUGUGGACCUCCACAGUCACAAGACAGAGGCAGUGGAGCGUGUCUAUUCCCUCGAGGAGAUCCAACGCUACGUAUUGUUUGCUCGUCAGUUCAAGCCUCGUAUCAGCCCCACCUCUGGUGAGUACAUGGUGGAGCAGUACAAGAAGUUACGGCAGAGAGACUGCUCGGGCGUGGCUCGAUCGUCAUGGAGAAUCACCGUGAGACAGCUCGAGAGUUUGAUACGACUCGCGGAGGCCAUGGCUAGGAUCCACUGCUCUGAUGAGGUACAACCCAAGCAUGUGAAGGAAGGCUUUCGUUUGCUCAAUAAGUCCAUUAUUCGUGUGGAGACUCCUGACAUCAACUUUGACGAGGAUGAACAGAUCAUCAAUGGCAAUGAUGAGGACUGCAUGACCAAUGGUGAGAAUGGUGUCAAUGGCGAGAAUGGAGUGAACGGCCACACUCCAAUAGACCAAUCAGAUCCAUCCACCCAACCGCCGGUGAAAACCAAGAAGAUACGAGUUACGUAUGAGGAAUAUCGUAUCAUCUCCAACCUGCUCAUCCUGCACAUGCGUCAGAGCGAGGAGGCAGACAAAGAUUCUAGCGGAGUUCGUGAAGGUGACCUAGUGAACUGGUACCUGAAGGAGGUGGCUGAUGAUAUAGAGAAUGUGGAGGAGCUGACGGAGAAGAAGCUCCUCGUGGAGAAGGUCAUCGAGAGACUUGUGCAACAUGACCACAUUCUGUUGCCGUUGGUGAUGGGGGAGGAGUCAGACGAAGAUUCAUUCCUGGUGGUUCAUCCCAACUACGUCGUUGAGACAUGA
Halichondria panicea is the source of this 900-nucleotide messenger RNA. Its product is annotated as DNA replication licensing factor MCM6-like. The transcript is spliced from 7 exons. Bases 1 to 900 code for a protein of 299 amino acids. The record is from RefSeq and is a predicted model, not a curated record. Gene Ontology annotation, biological process: double-strand break repair via break-induced replication; mitotic DNA replication. Gene Ontology annotation, cellular component: nucleus; MCM complex. Gene Ontology annotation, molecular function: ATP binding; single-stranded 3'-5' DNA helicase activity; single-stranded DNA binding. Lineage: Eukaryota; Metazoa; Porifera; Demospongiae; Suberitida; Halichondriidae.